Varanus komodoensis (Komodo dragon) is the source of this 8370-nucleotide messenger RNA. It is a transcript of the gene F8, whose product is annotated as coagulation factor VIII. The transcript is spliced from 26 exons. Lineage: Eukaryota; Metazoa; Chordata; Lepidosauria; Squamata; Varanidae. Gene Ontology annotation, molecular function: oxidoreductase activity; copper ion binding. The record is from RefSeq and is a predicted model, not a curated record. The coding region runs from base 236 to 6601 and encodes 2121 amino acids.
ACUCGCACGCCCCAGAGAGUUGCAGCGCAUGCCAUAAACUCCCUGCCCGGUGACCCAUCAGGAGAGUGCUGGUGGCUUGCCACAGAGGCUGUGCCUUGGUCUCCUCCUCUGCUCCGCAUCCCUCACUCUGAGGAUGACGGGCUGCUGAAAGGACAGGCAAAGCGCCACCUCCUCUUCUCCUGAGCGUCUCCUCGAACUGGAGCUUCCUCUGGGUCCCUCCAGUGCCCCGUGCACCAUGUGGAAGGUGCGCUUGCCCGUCUCCAUCAUCCUGUGCUGCCUCGUUGAAAGGAGUGUCGGCAUCAUCAGGAGGUAUUACAUCGGAGCAGUGGAGACGGAUUGGAACUAUGUGCCUGUCGUCCAGAAGGGGGAGUCAUCCCCAGCCACAGCCACUCAGUACAGGAAAGCUGUUUAUAUGGAGUACACGGACGUGACGUUCACACAAACAAAACCAAAGCCUGCCUGGAUGGGUAUUUUGGGCCCCACCAUCCAAGCAGAAGUCUAUGACAAGGUGGUUGUCACCUUUAAAAACCUGGCUUCCCAUCCCUUCAGCAUUCUUGCCACUGGGGUGUCCUACUGGAAAGCUUCAGAAGGGGCAGGCUAUGGUGAUGAGACCAGCUGGCCAGAGAAAGAAGAUGAUGCAGUGAGACCGGGGCACAGCCACACCUACGUGUGGGAGAUCUUACAAGAUCAAGGGCCGACUGGGUCUGACCCCGACUGUUUGACCUAUGCCUAUUCCUCACAUGUGAACAGCGUCAAAGACACCAACUCUGGCUUGAUUGGGGCACUGCUGGUCUGUAAGCCAGGGACCCUGCAGAGGAAUACGGGACCCAGGAACAUCCUGCAAGAAUUUGUCCUGCUUUUCUCAGUGUUUGACGAAGGCAAAAGCUGGUACUCUGAAUUCAAUGGUUUGGGAAAUUCCUCCUCCCAGGGCAGAAAGACUGAGCUACACACCAUCAAUGGCUUUGCCUUCUCUUCCUUGCCUGGUCUCAAGAUGUGCCAGAAACGACCGGUCUACUUGUAUGUCAUUGGCCUGGGGACUAAGGCUGGAGUCCACUCCAUUUUCUUUGAGGGCCACACUUUCCUAGUGAGAGGCCACCGGCAGGCCACGCUGGACAUCUCCCCAGCAACUUUCCUCACAGUGGAGAUGAUGCCCAGUACCAAUGGCACGUUUCAGAUGUUCUGCCAGAUCCCAUCACACCAGCGAGCUGGCAUGGAAGCUUCACUUACUGUGGAAAUCUGUCCAGAGCCACCUCAGAAGACGAUGAGGGUGGCAGAUCUUUUUGAAGAUGACAGCUACGAUUAUUACAGUGAGGAUGACAUUGAAAGCACAGUCUUCAACAUGGAAGGCCACGCAUCCAGAAUUAUGGCCCGUUCUCGUGGCAAACGGCAUUCUGUGAUCUGGGAACAUUACAUUGCAGCGGAAGAAGUUGAGUGGGACUAUGCCCCCAUCCGGCCCACUGACCUGGACAGAGCUUAUACCAGCCAGUUUCUGGAAAGUGGUCCCCACCGGAUUGGCUCCAAGUAUAAGAAAGUGGUGUUUGUUGAAUAUGAAGAUGCGACUUUCAGGAAGCGGAAGGCCUCACACCCAGAUCACUUGGGAAUUCUGGGACCUGUCCUCAAAGGAGAAACUGGUGAUGAGUUAAAGAUUACAUUUAGGAAUCUAGCCAGUCGACCGUACAACAUCUACCCCCAUGGCAUCACCAACGUCACUUCAUUUUUCCCAGUGGCAAGCAAAAAACCUCUCAACUUGAAGAUCAUGCCCCUCCGACCUGGAAAGCAGUUUGUGUACAGGUGGACCAUAAUGCCGGAAGAUGGACCGACGCACUCUGAUCCCCGCUGCCUGACUCGCUACUAUUACAGCUCAAUCAAGCCCAUGAAGGAUUUAGCCUCUGGACUUAUUGGGCCUCUGCUGAUCUGCUUCAAAGAGACCAUGGACCAGAGAGGAAAUCAGAUCAUGUCAGAUGAUGCAAGGUUUCUGCUGUUUUCUGUCUUUGAUGAAAACCUUAGCUGGUACUUGGAGGAGAACAUCAAACGAUCCUGCACUGAUGCGGCCAACACCAACCCGCAAGACCCUGGAUUCUACGCCUCCAAUCUCAUGUACAGUAUCAACGGCUAUGUCUUUGAUAACCUACACCUUCAGCUUUGCCAGAACAAGGUGGUAUAUUGGUAUGUCCUGAGCGUAGGCGCCCAGACAGAGAUCCUGUCUGUUUUCUUCUCUGGGAACACUUUUAACCACAAUGCAGUCUUUGAAGAGAUCCUCACCCUCUUUCCCCUCUCUGGAGAGACCGUCUUCAUGUCCAUGGAGAAUCCAGGAGUAUGGGUACUGGGGUGCUUGAAUCCUAACUUCAGAAGACAAGGAAUGAAAGCCACAAUCACUAUUUCCAACUGUCUCCUGGAUGUGGAAUCAGCCAUUGGAGAUGACUAUGAUGAGGACUAUUAUGAAAGGAUACCAGACUAUGCUUUUGAAUAUGACACCUUACAACCCAGAGGCUUGCGGACCAUUAAGAAGCACCUGCAGCCCUACAAAAAGAAAGAGCAGGACAAUGCCACUUCCCCCUUGGAAAACGAAACUCCAAGCUCUGAGCAGCUCAACCAGUCUCCCAAACAAAAUGGCAAAAGGAACUCUACAAGCCCAUUAUUGUCUCCCGAGGAAACUUUAUAUCUUCAUGAUCUUUUUUCACCUCCACAAGAUGGAGAGAUGCUUGAGUUCUUACCCAGUGAUGUCUUCGCAUCAGAAGAGGAAAUUCUAGCUACACCGAAACAAAACUUGGAGAACAUGUCUCUCACUCAGGAGGGGUCGCUUCAUAAUGAGAAUUUCUUCAAGGCCACAGCCAAUCCAGUUAACGAGGUGUUUGUCUUUGGAAUGCCUGGGUCAGUUCAGGAAGCUAGGGUGAUCCAGGAGAACCCAGGGCAGCAGAAGGCAACAGAGGGUGUGACUUCUCCAUCGGUCCCUCCACUGGAAAACAUGGAAGCACCUCUUGACCACAGUGCCACCAAUCAGUCAAAGGAGUCAUUCAGUGAGAUGGAUCUUGCAGAAAACCAGUCCUUGAAUGCAGGGAAAUCCUCUCUUAACCUCGACACUAAUUUAUCAGAACUAAAUACAGGAAACCUGGAAUCCAGACUGACUGUAAGAACUUCACUGGGAGAUGCGGCCAGAUCUGAAAGACGGAAUGCUGUAACACUGAUGCCUGCUGGGCUAAUGAAUGAGGAAGGAGCAUUGCGAACAAUGCCCCCAGUGGGUGAAAGUUCUUUCAAUGCAAGCGGCUCUUCUGCAUCCCCAGGUGACUUGGAAAGGGAGCCAUUGUUUCAGGACACAUUGGAGAAUCAAAGCACUGGACCAUCAGAACUGAAAAUUAGCCCUGGGACUGGAGGUCUGGCUCCCCAGAACAAUGACACAGCUUCACAAGAGUCAAAUGGCCACUUAUCUCAGAAAGCAACUGACCAAGAGGAUGAAUCAUUUGCAGCCGGAGAAUCAUUACGAACAGAGACAGAGACGGCAGGUGUUCCCUCACUAGUAGCACCAUAUUCCACAAUGAUGGGAAGCCAAGACAACUCUACGCCUUUAGCAGAAGCCCUCCUUCUCAGCAAUAAGGGUACACAUAAUGAAACACUUGACACAAUCCCUCUUGGAAGGACUUUUCAGGAUCACAAGACAGUGAAGGUUAUGCAACUCAGUCAGGACACAGCUCCCGGAAGCCCAGGUCUUUUGAAGGAAUACAACUCCAUCCGGCUACAGAAUGACAAGACAGUGGAUUCAGAUAGAUUGCUCAGCAACCCGCAUGGGACAGUCAAGGCCAUCGAUACUAAUGACAUCCUGGUUAGUAAUGAUCAACUCUCCACAAAUCUCUUUCACGCUGGUCAAGAAACAGAUGGCUUACAACUCCAAGGAGCUGUCCAGGAAGCUAGCCACAGCAAGAAUGUCUCUGAGAAAGUGAAUCCAGCUUUGCCCAGAUUUGAUGCCACAUCCAAAAGGAGCUUAGGUAGAGGGAACACUUCACAUCAAAGGGGUAAAACAUUAUCACAACUAGUUAAGCCAAGAAAUGAUACGGGUUCAGAAGAAUUUGUAGGAAACAGAGAGCACCAGCUGCAGCUGAAAUCAGACAUCCAGAGCCAUGAAAAGUCAGCCAGUGGGACAGCAUUCAAGUCCUGUCAAAAGGGCCUUCGGGGAUGCAGUGGUCACCUGGACAAGAGGUCUCUGAGAUCACCGCAGGCCACGUCCCAAGAAACAGAAGCCAAAGAAGCAAGGAAUGUGAAGGUUCCUGGCACAGUUGAAGGCACUGCUCAGACUUUACACAGUGAUCUUUUCUUUAUGUUGAGCAAUCGUGCCAAGGCGUCUAUAACAAGGGCACUGUCGGUGGAAGAAGCUAAGGGUGAAGAUGGUAUUGCGUCUCCUUCAGGCAAUAAAAUGUCGUUAUUGGAAAGAGGGGGAAAGGAUGGAGAGUCUAGAAUCGCAAUGCAGGGGGUCAACAAAAGUGAGAACAGUGUCCCGGGACCCCAGGCUCAUGGGGAGGUCCCCAUGACACCCUCAGACCUCAACAGACUAGCAGAAACAAACUCCUCCAAGCGUCUGAGAGAGACACCGGAGUAUGACGACUACAGCAAAGCUGAGGAGAGCCCAGAAGAAUUUGAUAUCUAUGAAGAAGAUUACCAGGAUCCCCGUACAUUGGGUGGUAAAGUCCGACAAUACUUCAUUGCUGCGGAGGAGGUGAUGUGGGAUUAUGGGAGCCAGACUGCUUCACCCUACCUAAAGGACAAGCAUCCCAGUAAUGACGGGAAGGUCUCCAAGCAGUAUAAGAAAGUAGUUUUCCGUGGAUACCUAGACAGCUCUUUUACUCAGCCACUGGUCCGUGGAGAGCUGGAUGAACACCUGGGCAUUUUGGGACCAUACAUCCGAGGCCAAGUUGAUGAUGUUAUAAUGGUAACUUUCAAGAACAUGGCUUCCCGCCCUUACUCCUUCUACUCCAACCUGCUGCCGUAUAAGGGGAACAAUGGGACCAGAGAGCAGCCCAGUCAGGAUCCAGUGCAACCCAACGAUAUCCGAAACUACUCCUUCAAGGUGCUGCCACCGAUGGCUCCUGCCAUGAAUGAGUUCGACUGCAAAGCAUGGGCCUAUUUCUCCACCGUUAGCCUGGAGAAAGACCUGCACUCUGGCCUUAUCGGGCCCCUGAUCAUCUGCAAGGCUGGCGUGCUGAGCACUGCCUAUGUAAGGCAGCUGUCUGUUCAGGAAUUUUCCUUGCUUUUCACCAUCUUUGAUGAGACCAAGAGCUGGUACUUUGUGGAGAAUCUUGAGCAGAACUGCCCUCUCCCUUGCCACAUCCAGAGAGACGAUCCUGCAGUGAAAGCGAGCAAUACUUUCUAUGCUGUGAAUGGCUACGUGAGAGACACAUUGCCAGGGCUGGUGAUGGGUCAGCACCAGAAGAUCCGGUGGUAUCUGCUGAAUGUUGGUGGUGCUGAGGACAUCCACCCGGUCCACUUCCACGGGCAAGUCUUCACCAUUCGAAUGGCCCAAGAAUACCGCUUGGGAAUCUACACCCUCUACCCUGGUAUCUUUGAGGUGGUGGAAAUGCGGCCAUCCCAUCCUGGGAUCUGGCGGGUGGAGUGUGCGGUCAGUGAAAACGAGCAGGCUGGAAUGAGCGCCCUCUUCCUCGUGUAUGACCAGCAGUGCCAGAUUCCUCUGGGCCUUGCUUCUGGAUAUAUUACAGACUCCCAGGUCACAGCUUCAAAUCAUUUUGGCCAAUGGGUCCCUAACCUGGCCAGGCUGGACAAGUCUGGGUCAAUCAAUGCCUGGAGUGCUGUAGAAACAAACUCAUGGAUCCAGGUGGACCUGUUGCAACCCAAGAUCAUCCAUGGGAUAAAGACACAAGGAGCCCGGCAAAAGUUCUCUAGCCUGUACAUCUCCCAGUUUGUCAUCUUCUACAGCCUGGAUGGACACAGGUGGAAGGGUUACAAAGGCAAUGCCACCAGCUCCCAGAUGAUAUUCUUUGGGAACGUGGAUGCAGCAGGCGUGAAAGACAAUACCUUCAACCCUCCCAUGGUGGCUCGCUACAUCCGCCUUCACCCAACGCAUUUCAGCAUCCGCAACACCCUGCGCAUGGAGCUCAUCGGCUGCGACCUGAACAGCUGCUGCAUGCCACUGGGAAUGGAGAACGAAGCCAUCUCCAAUGAACAGAUCUCGGCCUCCUCCUAUAUCGACGGUGUUUUUUCCAGCUGGGCUCCCUUUCUGGCCCGGCUGAACAUGGGCGGGAGAAUCAAUGCAUGGAGACCAAAGGUGGACAGCCAAAAGGAAUGGCUUCAGAUCGACUUUAAGAGGACCAUGCGGGUGACUGGGCUGCUGACCCAAGGCGCAAGGGCUGUCUUCACCAAAAUGUUUGUGAGCAGUUUCUCUCUCUCAAGCAGCCCGGAUGGCAAGAGCUGGUCACCUGUUCUGCAAGAUGGGAAGAAGAAGGUUUUCCAGGGAAAUCAAGAUCAUUCCAGCCCAGUGAUGAACUUCCUGGAUUUCCCACUCUUUACGCAGUAUUUGAGGAUACACCCAGUCAGCUGGAACAACCACAUUGCACUGAGGAUGGAAAUUUUGGGAUGCAACACCCAACAAACAGCCUAGUUGGAGGAAGGCUGCCUUCUGCCCCGUAGCUGGUGAACUUUCCAAGGGUGUGGAAGACCUUGAGCAGAACCCGAUGGCACGCACUUUUAUCACAGACACUCAACAAAACAAAACCCGCACCUGAAAAUAGCCUCAUGCAUGUAUUUUUGAUAAGUGUCUUCAACCUAAGGAACAGAUCACAAGAACAGAAGAAUGUGAUGAAGGGCCUGCCAGACUCGCUGAGUUUUCUCACAAUCACGUGAGCAGUGACACAGCCUCUCUUACCAGCCCUGCUCCAUGAUUUGUACAGCCAAACUAAUCAUGAUGUUAGUCAUGUGUUUGAGACUGACAGGUAUCUAGGUUGUAAAACUGAAAUUGCUGGGGAGAAAGGGGCAUGCAGUGGCGGUGGCGGCGAAUAAACACGUCCCUCACGUCAGCUGUGAAACUGCUGUUGAGGUAUAGAUUUUGCUAAAUCCGAUCUGUCUGUUGUUGUUUAUUAGGCAACUUUCCUUCCAUCAUCAGCCCAUUGAUGGAAUUUGAUUUCCUUUUACCAGAAUUUCAUCUCCCCUGCACUAAUUUGCCUGAAUACAAAUACAAAUCAACAGAAAUUCCUCCAAAAGUGUGUGGGGGGGCGGAGGGGGGUGGGGGUGGGGUGGAAUUCAUGGAUAAAAUCUCCCUGAUUCGGAAAAGGCCAGUGUGCUGCUUAAUAUAAAGAUUGUAUUUAUAGAAAUCCAAAUCCAUUUGGAUCUGUGGAAGAAUUCAAUAAUACCUGUAGGCCUCCUGGUGUUGCUGGACUACAACUCCAAACCUCUAUGACUAAUAGGCAGGGAUGAUGGGAAUCAUAGUCCAGCAACAGCUGCAGAGCUGUUGGUUCCUGACCCCUGCCUACUGUCACACACCCAACAACACCACCCCCCUCCAAAAAAAAAGGUGCUGUCCACACCAGAAAGAAAGCAGCUUUUGACACCUAUGGAAAAUUUCCUCUUAGUUUAAUCAGGAAUUUGAGGACGGGUAUUUCUACUUGGACAAUACUAUGUGAAAUGCCUUGUUUCUCUCCUGAUGGGGUCCCCUUACAACUUCUAUGUCAAUUUUUAAAAAAUGAGCAUGUGGAUUAACACUGCAUUAAGCUUCACUGUUGCACUGAAUCCCAAGCAGGCUUACUUGAAAAUAAGUCCCACUGAAAUCAGGGGGAUUCAUUCUGGAGUUGCCAUGUGUAAAAUAAGCUGCUGGAUAGUAAAUUGCUUGGAGAUGAUGUGGGAAGGAGCACAAGAGAAAUACAUGAAGGCAGUAUAAUUUGUUAUACAAUGAGUCUUCAGGACAGUCUAAUCCAGUGUCUGCACAGAGGAUGUUCAGAUGCAGAAUGACCCCUAAGCAAGUGCAAAAGCAGGAUCAAACCCGAUGCUCUCCUAAGUGUUGCACUAUUAACUCCCAUGUUUCAUGAGCAAUGUUCAGGGAGGAUGGGCUUUUUAGUCCAAGGUCUCUGGGAAGCGCCAAGUUGGGGAAGGUGAGCCAUUUCUGCCAAAAGCUGUUGACAGAGCUAUCUUCCUUUAUCUGCCACCCUCUCUUGAUAAGGGAUAACUUGAUCAAGCCCCUUUGUCCUAAGGAGCUGAUUCCAUCACUUUAGCCAUUGUUUCCCCUGCCCCUGCAUCAGAAGAAGCUGAAGGCAUUCAGGUCCUCUUGGAUGUUACCAAGCUCUUUACAUUAUUUGUUGUUUGCCAAGUUAACUCUGUGUGCAUAGCUUGAGAACAGCAUGGCGUAAUUAAAGCAUUAAAGAGCGCUUGUCUUGUUAA